Messenger RNA from Drosophila eugracilis, 2741 nucleotides. RefSeq names its product solute carrier family 46 member 3. Bases 423 to 2339 code for a protein of 638 amino acids. Gene Ontology annotation, cellular component: membrane. NCBI's taxonomy places the organism in Eukaryota, Metazoa, Arthropoda, Insecta, Diptera, Drosophilidae. Gene Ontology annotation, biological process: transmembrane transport. The transcript is spliced from 5 exons. Gene Ontology annotation, molecular function: transmembrane transporter activity. The record is from RefSeq and is a predicted model, not a curated record.
ACGGCGGCAGCGGCGUUUUACCAGCGGAACUCAUCAAAUUCAAUACGAAAUAUAUUUCAGUCGCCGAGUUCAGCUCAACGCCGAUGGUUUAGACACUGAAAAGCUAAAAAGCUGAAAGCUGCAAGCUACGAGAGCUCGUUAAGCCGAAAGUGGCGUCUGAAUAAAUACAGAAAAAAAGAGAAGGAAAAAAACAGAAAGAAAAUAAACAAAAAAUUAAAAAAAAAAACCGAAAACAGAUAUAAAAAAAAAUAAAGAAAAACAGUUUUUUUGUUGUUGUGUUUGUCACCGCCGUUGCCGUUGUAGAUGUACUUUUAAUUCAAUUCCCAUUGCAAGUUGCACAUUUCCAUUGCCAAUUCCCAUUUCCCAUUUUCCGAAAUUCCCAAAAAGCGAUCACACAACUGCUAUUGCAGCCGCGUCAAUGUAUGUUAGAUGAUUGCCAGCCAACAACAACAGCAGCCAAAACCAACCAACAAACAAGCCAAAAGGAGGAGCCAUUCAUAAAAGUUCCAGAUAUUUCUAACCUCUCCACCAGGAUGUCGCCAAAAGAUGGCAGUCUAGACGACGGCAAAUUUGCCAAAUACACGGUCAAUCAUGAGCCACCACCUUCUUCUGCUCCUCCUCCAAUGACUACGACCACGACAACGACACUACCCACCAAUGUGGAGAAAGCCCUGGUAAAGGAAAAGGAUAUUGCCACAACGACCACGCCUGUGAAACGAUCUUGGCGGGAGAAGAUCCGUCUGGUGGCCAACAAUGUGACUGUGGAACCUAUUCUGGCUGCCUACAUCAUGCCCAGCGUGCUCUCCAACCUGGCCACCCAGAAUCUUAACCUGGAGAAGGCCUGUCGGGUGAACAUGGCCUACGGAGAUGAGGUGUGCGAUGCCCUAACCCGCCGACAGACAGCCAACUAUACAUUGGAAGAGGAAACCGUGCAGCAGAUGGUGGCACGAAUGGCCGCCUGGAAGACGGUGAUCCAGUCCCUGUUCCCCUGCCUGUUGAUCCUGUUCUGGGGCUCGUGGAGUGAUCGCCAUCGCCGGCGAAAGCCCUGCAUCCUGAUCCCAGUGGUGGGUGAGUUCCUGGGAGUGGUGGGCCUCAUGCUGUGCGUCUACUUCGAACAGGCACCCAUGGAGGCGGCGGCCCUUACAGAGGCCAUUUUCCCAUCCCUCAGCGGUGGUUGGUUCACCAUGUUGAUGGGUGUCUUUAGCUAUAUAGCGGACAUAACCACAGAGGAGGAUCGUACGCUGAGGAUUGGCAUCUUGAAUGUCUGCUUCUCGGUGGGCGUGCCCAUUGGCAUGGCUUUUAGCGGAGUUCUGCUCAAGCAAAUCGGAUUCUAUGGUGUAUUUUCGAUAUCAGCUGCCUUCUAUGUGAUAGCCUUCAUCUAUGGCUUCUGGUUCUUGGAGGAGCCUGUGGCCAGGCCGGAGAAGACUGCAGAACAUAAAAGCCUCCUGGCCGACUUCUUUGACAAGGAGCAUGUGGUCCAGACAUUCCGAGUGGCCUUCAAGAAGGGCGAAAAUCAGCGUAGGAAAAGGGUUAUCCUGCUGAUGAUCGUGGUGAUGGUGAUCAUUGGUCCCCUUCACGGAGAGAUGGCUGUGACCUAUCUGUUUACCCGCUUCCGCUUCAAUUGGUCGGAGGUGGAGUUCAGUUUCUUCUCGACUUAUGCCAUGUUCACCGGCCUGAUCGGUGUGAUCUUCUGCGUGGGAGUACUCUCGCACAAGCUGAACAUUGAUGAUGCCCUGGUUGGUGUCCUGUCCAGCACAUCGAAGAUCUUGUCCUCCUUUGUCUAUGCCUUUGCCACACUGCCGUGGCAUAUGUAUCUCGGUGGUCUGGUGGAGAUCUUCAAUGGCACGGCUUUCAUUGCCAUGCGAUCGAUAGCUACCAAGUUAGUGUCCAAGGAUGAGCUGGGCAAGGUUAACUCGCUGUUCGGAGUGGCCGAGGCUCUGAUGCCCAUGGUGUUUGCCCCGAUGUAUACGACUCUAUAUGCAGCCACUUUGAAGGUUCUGCCAGGAGCGUUCUUCCUGCUCGGCGGUGGUCUGACCUUGUUCUCUGUGUUCAUAUUUCUAUGGAUGUACCGCUUCCAGGUUCGCCAGCGUCAGAAACUGGCCACCACGGAUGCGGAAAGUGCCGCCGCCGCCGGCGUCAAGGAUCCCAAUGGCAAUAUUAAUGCCAUCGAAGCUUUGGUUCUGGCCAGUGAGGCCAAGGGACAGAUGAAUGGCAUCAUAGCCAAUGUGAUACAUGAAUCUUUGGAGCAUACUGAGCCAUCAACACCAGCCACUAACAACGAACGGGGCAUUGAGAACCAUGGCUUCGUCCAGGAGGAGGUCAAGGUCAAGGAUUGUUAGACGAGAUGAGAACGGGAUCCAUGUAUUAGUAGUCCCAUCCUCAUGUACAUACUCACAUUCUGCUAAGGAAAUGCGGAGCAGGAGGGAGGAGUAAGUUGGUUAAUCGAUUUCAAAAUCGAUAACUUACUAUCAAAAUGAAAAGUUUGAAACUUUCGAAUUACUCUCGAACCUAAUCCCAUUCCUAAUCACCUAAACAAUGUGUACAAUUAUCAAUAUUAUAUUUUUUUUAUUUAGCUUUAAGCUUUCUAAAUGUAUCUUCGUUUUCGUUGUAAUUAUUAUCGUAUCCUUAUUCCGAUUUGUUAUUUUGUAUAAUGUCAUUUUUUUUCGUUAGUUUUAAGGAGCAUUAAGAAGAAUUUAAUAAAUGUGUAACAUUGUCAGAAAGUAAUGAGUUAAUGUUAUGGA